UAAGAGCUUCAAUAGCCUCCAAACCUUAACUGCAGAAUUAGAAACGGUAAGAGAUACGCUGCUAAGCACAUCACAGACGCUGUAACGAUGGUUGAACGGUUUGUCGGGACAUGGCAGACGGUGGCCAGCGAGAACUUCGAUGAAUUCUUGAAAGAAAUCGGAAUGGGAAUGGCAAUGCGAAAGGCAGCAUGCAUGGUUAAACCGGAGAUGACUGUGAGUGUGGACGCACAAGAUCUGAUAACCCUCACGAUGAAGACUUCUUUUAAAACAAAAGAAUUCCAGUUCAAACUCAACGAGCCUUUUGAAGGAACAUCAGCGAAUGACAAGACUGCAACAAUUGUUGUGACCCUUGAAGGGGGCAAACUUGUGCAGAAACAGACCUGUGAAGGCAGAGAAACAACAAUUGAGAGGGAAAUAGUAGAUGGCAAGUUGAUAAUGACAUGCAAAUCUGGAAAUGUUGUUGCCACGCGAACCUUCCAGAACUGUGUCUGUGUUUUCCAGACCGAGCCGCCCGCCUCCCAAGAAGCCACGCCCCCUUCACAGGGCAGGUUGAAGGCAUCACAGGCCAUAGAGUCUGCCGCCUCUAGGGGGCGCUACCUAGUUCAAAUCAUAGAGGCUGCGGAUAUGGUUGAACAGUUUGUUGGGUCAUGGAAGAUGGUUUCCACUGAGAACUUUGAUGAUUUCUUGAAAGCAAUGGGUGUUGGAUUCGCAAUCCGACAGAUUGCAAGUCGGACUAAACCCAGUUUGAUAGUGACCUUGGACCAAGGAAUCAUCUGCUUGAAAAUGCUCAGUUCUUUCAAAACAACAGAAGUCAAGUUCAAGCUCAACCAAGCUUUUGAUGAAACAACGGCGGAUGGUCGGAACACAACGAACAUCGUGACCCUUGAAAAUGGCAAACUCGUGCAGAUUCAGAGCUGGGACGGCAAGGAAACGACCAUUGAGCGGGAAAUAGUAGAUGGAAAACUAGUUACGAAAUGCAAGAUUGGUAAUGUUGUUGCUGUGAGGACGUUCCAGAGGGAGGCGUGAUUGGACGUCCAGGGUGGCUGACAGGCUCAGACCCAGAAGCACAAACAUCGUUACAGCAAUGGAUCCGGCCCUUUCUCACGAGCCAAACAGCACAGCUCCAGACCUGGCCCAAGCACUCGUCAUCUCCCGCCUCGACUACUGCAACGCGCUGGUGACUGCAUCAUUUUGACUGUUAAACCUGCGUUGUAAUUUUGUGGUUUUGUGGUCUUUUUAUAGUGUAAUACAUUUCAUAAAGCUUUUGAUUUCUUAUCAGUCAGAUGAAGCCUAUAAAUCAUUAAAUCCACCUUAACAAAGCACCAAAUCAAGAAAUAUGAGACCCUCUAUUAACAGAUUAUGGAAAACAUUGUUUUCUUUUGUUAGAAUAUCUUUGAUGUAAUAAAUCCCCUUAAUUUUACCAAGAUAGACAAAGGGAAAGCUCAGAAUGCUCAGCUACAAUUUAUGUGGAAUAAUAGAAAAUCUCCAAUAAUUGUAAUAAACCUGGAUUAAGUUAUGUAUACACCGUGACACAUCUUCGGCCCAUUUACAACAUAUUUUCAAGGAGUAGUCAUAUUUUGUAUAUAUUUACAUCUUGAACGAAAUGUAUGCUUAAAAUGAUAAGAAUUUAAUAUAUACAAUGUCAAAGGAAAAUUAAAAAUACAGCACGUCAAUGAUAAGGAAACAAAAUAAACUACAGGCAACAACGUU
This is a messenger RNA of Gadus macrocephalus (Pacific cod), 1710 nucleotides long. RefSeq names its product fatty acid binding protein 4a (gene fabp4a). Gene Ontology annotation, molecular function: fatty acid binding. Gene Ontology annotation, biological process: fatty acid transport. The record is from RefSeq and is a predicted model, not a curated record. Lineage: Eukaryota; Metazoa; Chordata; Actinopteri; Gadiformes; Gadidae. The coding region runs from base 88 to 1026 and encodes 312 amino acids. Gene Ontology annotation, cellular component: cytosol; nucleus. The transcript has 10 exons.